Molecule: messenger RNA, 329 nt
Organism: Linum tenue
Lineage: Eukaryota; Viridiplantae; Streptophyta; Magnoliopsida; Malpighiales; Linaceae
Source: the annotation of a GenBank genome assembly
UUUUGUGAUGAAAGGGUUAGAAAGAGGGAAUUCUCAAAAGAAUCAAUAGUAAGGCGGUGGUGGAGGGGAUGAGUAUGGAAUCCCCACGACUGGCGGCAAUGGCCCCAUGUACUCUGGCGGUGGAGGAGGAGGGCUUUUGUGUAAUCUUGGCGACGGUGGAGGUGGGGAUGGGUAAAAGAUUGGCGCCGGCGGUGGGGAUGGGUGAUGGAUUGGCGGUGGUGGUGGUGGGGAAGGAGACGGCGGUGGUUUAUAGGGUGGGAUUGCUGGUGGCGCAGGGGGUGGAUUUUCCACACACGGCGGCGGAGGUGGAGGAGACAGGUAGGGGUAGA